Molecule: messenger RNA, 4185 nt
Organism: Sebastes umbrosus (honeycomb rockfish)
Lineage: Eukaryota; Metazoa; Chordata; Actinopteri; Perciformes; Sebastidae
Gene: plppr4b
Product: 2-lysophosphatidate phosphatase PLPPR4
Exons: 7
Coding region: 409-2934 (841 amino acids)
Biological process (GO): axonogenesis; signal transduction; phospholipid metabolic process
Molecular function (GO): phosphatidate phosphatase activity
Source: RefSeq, a predicted model, not a curated record
ACGACUCUGAUUCUGAUUCAGUCAGUGAGUCGGAUCAUCUCUUGUCAGCGUCAGCAGUCACAUCCAUGCUGUCAGCUACCUUCCUCCUCAGUGCGCCUGCGCAUCCCUCUCCUCUCUCUCCUCUCCUCUCUCUCCUCUCCUCUCUGGUUCUCUACCUGACAGCUCAUCGGAGGACAUGCACACAGCCGAGCCGCGGGCUUCUCACCAGCACAGAUAAAGGGCCGUGCCGGUCUCACCGUACCGGGAGUCUGGUGCUGGAUCCUGGCCGGCUGUUGUCCCCCGAGCAUCCUGCUCCACACGGCGGCAUGGAGCGCUCCUGAUCCCGGCAGGACGCCCGGAGACCUCAGCCAUUCUUCCACCACCUCGUCACCACAUCUUGGAUCUGUUUGGAUAUUUGGAGGCCCGGCCAUGUCUGCGAGAGAGAAGGGGAUCCCGACCAAAGACAGCGUCAGCCUGCUGCCCUGCUUCUAUUUUGUGGAGCUGCCGAUCCUGGUGUCGUCCGUGGUCAGCCUGUACUUCCUGGAGUGGACGGAUGUGUUCAAGCCGGUGAAGUCUGGCUUCAACUGCCAUGACCGCAGCCUGAGCCUUCCCUACAUCGACCCCAACCAUGAAGUCAUCCCCCUCCUGAUGCUGCUCAGCCUGGCCUUCGCCGGUCCUGCCAUCACGAUAAUGAUCGGAGAGGCCAUCCUAUUCUGCUGUCUGUCUCGGAGGAAGAGCGGCGGCGGGGCCGAGGCCAACAUCAACGCCGCUGGCUGCAACUUCAACUCCUUCAUACGCAGAGCCGUUCGCUUCGUUGGCGUCCAUGCUUUCGGUCUCUGUGCCACGGCCCUAAUCACCGACAUCCUCCAACUGAUGACCGGCUACCCAACGCCCUACUUCCUCACUGUGUGUAAACCCAACUACACCACGCUCAACGUCAGCUGUGAGCAGAACCCCUUCGUCAUUGAGGAUAUCUGCUCAGGGGCCGACCCGGCAGCCAUCAUGCAGGGCAGAAAAUCCUUCCCGUCGCAGCACGCUACCCUCGCAUCCUUCGCCGCUGUCUAUGUUUCGAUGUACUUCAACAGCACUUUGACGGACUCAUCCAAGCUGCUCAAGCCACUACUGGUCUUCUCCUUCAUUAUCUGUGCCAUAAUUUGUGGUCUGACCCGGAUUAUUCAGUACAAGAACCACGCCAUCGACGUCUACCUGGGCUUCCUACUUGGCGGAGCCAUUGCUGUCUACCUGGGGUUGUAUGCAGUUGGAAACUUUCAGCCUAGUGAGGAGGCCAGUGCCAGUCCCCCUCCAGUACUACACCGUCCCCCCUGCUCCUUGCCCCACAUAAGCCAGGAGGCAGUACUCCACCACCUGCAAAUGAAAGCCAGCAUGGCCGGGGAGCCUGGCAUACACACCUCCCACUCUGAGGGCCUCCUCCACCGAGGCCUUCAACAGCAGAGGUCUGACGACAGUCUGAAGCGUUCCAGUGCCGAUGUUGAAGUGAUCUCCCCCCGCAGCCCCCCGAGCAAAGACGCCAUGAUGACCUUUAGCCACACCCUUCCUCGGGUCCACACCCCCCAGGCCAUGGCAGCGUAUGAGGAAGCAGCCAGACGUCACGCUGCCACCCUCCACCAUGCCUCCAUGGACUCCAGCCGCUCGAAGCAGCUUCUGUCUCAAUGGAAAAGUAAGAACAACAACCACAAAUGCUCCCUGCAGGUCCCAGAAUCCUUCUCCUCCUCUGUAGAUUCGUCAUCUGGCCAUUCCUCCCAGCAUCCGCACCACCACGGCAGUAUGGAGCUCCGAUCCAGCUCUGAUCCAGCGGCUAUGGGCCUGAAUGGGGGCUUUGAUGGUCAUGCAUACAUGUCCAAACUGGCCACAGGUGCUAGUACCACCCUACCCAGUAAUUGUAGUGGCAUCACCGGAGGGGCCAGGAUAUCCAUGCAAUCUAGACCUGGGUCUUCACAGCUUGUCCACAUACCAGAGGAAGCUCAUGAGAAUUACAACAACGCCUCCCCGAGGACGGGGGGAGGAGGAGGAGGAAUUGAGGGGAUGUCGACAAUAAAUAGCACCGUUCAGGCAAACUGGCAAAGGGCAGCAGAGAAGACUACAGCCUGCAGGACUUACGAUAAUGGGCAGAACACCCAGCCGCGGAUCAUGCAAGUGAUAGCUAUGUCCAAGCAGCAGGGUCUAUUACAGACCCAUUCUAAGAGCUUAGAUGAGAGCAGCAUAGGCUGCAGCACCACCGGGAGUUGCCAGGGCUCUGCUCGCUACAGGGUGCUCACUGAUCAAGACCCCUUUAGCACCACAGGGCCCAGCUCACUGGGUAGCACCACGGGCAGUAUUUCAGGGAGUACCGGAGCAAUUGUCAGAGUAGAGGCCCACCCUGAAGCCAACAAGCCGCCGGUGAUCCAAGCUCCGUCCACAGAUGGAUCAUGGAGGUGGCGGUCCCUGGAUCAUGGCACUGGAGCUGGUGGAGGUACAGUGACUAGUGAAGCAGGAGGAGGAUCAGGAGGAGGAGGAGGUGGGAGCUUGAGGCAGUCCUUUGAGCUCAACGAUCUAAACAGAGACUCAGAAAGCUCAGACUCGAUACGCGAAGGGUCCAUUGACAGGAAGCGUGGCAAUCACAUCGUCACCACCGCUGCCACCGUUAGCACCCCACCCAUAGUUACUGUUCACACCCAGAACACCAGCCAGUCAGAGCACAGGCUCCAGCCCCAGGGCCUCUCUACCAUAAGGGUCACUCCGGGGGAUGGUAGUGGUUCUGGAUCUGGAGGAGGUGGUGGCAGAGGAGGAGGUGGAGAGAGCGCUUCAGAAACCCCCUCCGUCGCCUCCAGUCGCGAGUCCACACUGCGGAGAAAAGGCAAUAAUGUCAUCCUGAUUCCAGAGCGAGCCAACAGCCCCGAUAACGCCCGGAACAUUUUCUACAAGGGAACGUCGAUUACUCCUGUUUUCAAGGACUAACCUACGAAAUGAGAAGACGUAGCUAAUAAUGCAAGAUUUUCAGAGAACCCCAUAUCUGUGACAAGUCAGUAUUAACUGCCAUUGUGUAUAUCAUAAUAACUUCAAAAAGAAAAGGUUUUAUUCAGCAUGAGAUUUUUGUACGUGUUUACACUAAAUCACAACCUUUUAAGUGUUGUAGAAAUAAUCACUGUGUACUUUUGUGGUCACUCCUAAGGAAACCUAUUGUAAUGUCGAUGCUGUGCCAGUGCUUUGGGGACAGGAGAACCUUUUUUAAACAGUGUUUUGGAUAUAAAUCAUGAGAAAAAAAAAGACAGUAGCACAGUAAAGUUGUAGCAAACUACAGCAAAAUAAUUGUACCAUAGCUGUAGAACCAGUGUUUACUUCCCUGCACUGUAAAUACUGUGUAUGUUUGAAAAGGGUGCUACACCACAAAAUACUAUUUACUAUACAACAUACUGUACAAUUUGAAUAGAUAAAGAAUGACUUAUUUUAGAGUGAGCAACAAUGACAUUAAUAUGUGACAGAGAUAUGUUUUGUAUUUUGUCUCUUUUCUGUACAGAUACCACAUACUCAACAGAAUACUGUUUUGAACCAUAAGUGUGCUUAGCAUUCCUUCUGUAGCUAUGAAGUCAAUUAUGCUGUGACUUGCACUGAAAUAUGCGUUUACUGUACCUUGUAUAUUGUAAACCCUGACCUUAUCUUUAUAUCCUGUACUUACAUUUGGAUGUCCAUGCCAAUCCCAUAUCUACAGCACAAAAAGGUGGAAUAUCAUGCUUAUUUAGACCAUAAGAUUAUUAGUAUAUUUCCAAAACUCAAUGCAAGGCUUGACCUCAAGCCACUCAACUGAAUUUAGCAGGUUUCAAUCUGCUUCAAAAAAAGUAUUUGUAGCUUUCAAAUGAACAUCUUGAGAAAUAUACUUACUGCUGCCAAACCCACAACCAAAUGCUGACAUGAACAGAAUCACAAAGGUGGGGUAGUUAUUUUGGGGGGGGGGGGUUCCCAAAAUGAAAGGUGACUGGUAGUUGGAGCACUUCCAAGGCUUGUGUGGGCAUGAAACUGAAAAAUACCAAACCAAAAGAAAAAACAUGAUUUAUCAGAAACAGAGCUGAAAUAAUUCAAAGUGACGGCCAUAACAUACUGUACACUUAUAGCAUUGUCACAGUAUACUGUAUGUAUGGGAGCCUCCCAUGUGCCUGGUCUCCUAAAAAUCGUACAAUGAAACUGCAUUGUGAAUUACUUUUCGAGAGAAAU